Messenger RNA from Caenorhabditis briggsae, 912 nucleotides. The coding region runs from base 1 to 912 and encodes 303 amino acids. The record is from RefSeq and is a predicted model, not a curated record. Gene Ontology annotation, molecular function: protein binding. NCBI's taxonomy places the organism in Eukaryota, Metazoa, Nematoda, Chromadorea, Rhabditida, Rhabditidae. The transcript has 3 exons.
AUGGUCUACUUGCAUCUGAAAACUACUUGCAAAGAAGUUCCAAUCAGUGAUAUCAUAGCCACCGGCCAACUUAAAUUUUUCGCCAAUUUGUCAGAAAAUUCUACUGAGUUCCGAGGACAAAACAAAGAGCGUUUCCGUUUUCUUCACAAUGGAAGAUUGCUAAGCGAAGAAAAUCUAAAAAAUGUCGAUGAUAAUAACUCGAUUCGUGUGAUUUUGCUGCCGGAGUCCAAAAUCAAGAAACCAUCCACUAAUGAUGAUCGUAAGAAGAUUGACUCUGAACUCUCUCAAAUCGUCGCUCCAUACAAAAACCCCGAAGAUCGCCGCAACCAUGGUUUCGCACACGACUUCGCUCUGCCUGAUCACAUGACAAAAAUCAUGAAAGCUCAUCCACGUCUAGUAUUCGAUAGCGAGUUUAUCUCUGUGCUCCAGGAUUGGUACAUGUUCCGUGGACAUUGCGUUCGAAACACUUUCAAGGGAAAAGAGGAUCGUGGCGGGUUCAAAUACUCGAAUCCAGAGUUCCUCGCCGUCGUCAAAGAGCUUCUGGCUACCAUUGGCGCUCGAUAUGGAUUCUCUCAAAAUGAGCAAUUCAGACCAGUUCAAAGGCCAGGUGGUCAGCAGCAAGGAGCUCAACCGAUAACCCAAGCUCUCUUGCAAAAUGCUCUGCAAGCUGCUCUCGCCGGAGUUGCAGCUGCUCCACCAACACGUCAAGCAGCUCCACCGGCUCCUGUUCAAGCCCAACCUCCUGCUUUAGAUCAACAGGAAGACGAGCCAAUGCAGCAAGGAUACGAGCAGCAAGUUGCCCAACUCCAAGAGUACGGUUUUGAAAACCGCGAACUAAUUCUACUGGCUCUGGAACAAACCGAUGGGAACGUAGAAGCAGCUGCAGAGCUUCUGAUAGACCUUCAAAGUUAA